AUGGGCAGUGACAAGCACUGGGAAGUCGUUGGAGGUGCAGAGAAAGGAGGAAUUCUGGUCCGGGAGGGUGCCGAGCUGAAAGCCAAAGAGCUGCAACCGCGGCUUGGCGUAGGUGCUGUGGUGGAGCAAGUUGGUGAGCUGCACGGCGAACGACUAUGUUUUCGGAAGGUCUCUGGGGCUGGCCCGGAAUCUGGCUGGGUUAGCAUCCGUGUCAAAGAUAAGCAGCUGCUCAAGGAGCUCAGCGACGAGCGCGAGCAUCCGGAAUCAGGAAAGCAGGAGCAGGGACCACUGGAUCUUGCUCUUGCUGCACUGGCUCUGGACUCGAGCUCAGCUAGCGGCCACCGAGCGGUAACGAAAUUGGAUGCAUGCUUACAGGAAGCAGCUCCCGACGCUCCUUCAGAAUUGCUGUUGGCACGCGGAUUGCUCAACUGGCGCCUGGCGCGCUUUGAGCGCGCUCACGCGGACCUGCAAGAGGCAGCUCGAACCUCUACAUCCGCGGCACCCGCGUUGCUGGCUCUUCUUCUUUGCUGCUCUAGGUUUCCAGAUGCCCUGGCUCUUUGCGAUUCCUUGGGUGAGAAGGAUGUGCACACCCUCGUGGAACAGUGGCGGAGCGAGGCAGAGAAACUCUCAAACUUAUUCUUUCCGUGUUCUCGCGAGCCGUGUUCUAAGCCCAAAGAGAUCUUCGAUGGCAUACGACAGACAGACAUGUUGUUUCAUGCAACUGAUGGCACUGUCUUGGGAUUGCGCCUUCUUCUGCAGCAUGACAACGGCCAGCCCCGCUUGGACAGACCUUUGGUACUCGUUUUCCAUGGAGAGGAUGAGAACAUUGACAGCUUCUGUGAAGAGGGCAACUUUGAACCCUGGCGAGCCGCGAAAGUUAAUCUGUUGAUAGCUGACUUCCGCGGCUAUGGGUUUUCCUCGGGCACUGCCUCGCACUACAAUUUGCGAACCGAUGGCGAGCUGAUUUGUGACGCUCUUCCGAAGCUCCUCGGCGAAGUGGCCUGGCCCUGGCCCGGCGGUUUGGCGCUCUACGGACAUAGCCUGGGAUCUCGGGUGGCAUGCUACCUUGCGGCCGUGCGGAACAGUGCAUUCCCAAGCUUGGUGCUGGAGACAGGGUGGUGUGGCAGCUAUGCUCCGGGAGCCCAGCCGCUUCCAGAACCGCCACAGCACACAGCGCUGGCGACCAUGGGCUGCAACGCAGCCGGCGACAGCAGAUUUGGAAGUCGCGACUUGCACAUGGCUGCUGCGGCCAUUACAAGGAAAGCCCGGAAGCUCUUAGCAGCGCCUUUUGCAGGCAUUGGAGCGAACAUGUCAGCCACAGCUGUCGCAACAAACGUUGCCCACUUCUGCUUCAUGAAGGGCAACGAAGAUUUCAUCCAGGGCUUCGACGGUCGGGUGCUGAUACUGCACGGUGAUGUCGACCACGUGGUGCCGUCUGCACAUGCGCGGCGACUGCAUGCUGCCGUGUCGUCUGCGUCAAAGCGGCUGGUACUUGCGAAAGGCAAGCGCCAGGAUAGCCUACGCGGCAGCACGGAGUAUGCGGAAGCUCUUUAUGCCUUCUUCAACGAGGCAGACAAAAAGUGA
Molecule: messenger RNA, 1584 nt
Organism: Symbiodinium sp. CCMP2456
Lineage: Eukaryota; Dinophyceae; Suessiales; Symbiodiniaceae
Source: the annotation of a GenBank genome assembly